AAGAAAUCUAUUUAGCUAGGUUACAAACGGCAACAGACCGGCAGUGCGUGGGCUCUGCCGUCUACCAAGCAUGCGAGAUCAUUAGUAGCCGCCAAAUAUCCAGCGAACAGAAGUAUCGCGACUUGAAGCAAUCCGAUGUAUACUUGUAAGUAUUCCAAGUCGGCAUCCGAUCAGAGACUAACAGCCUAGACACUUACAGGAGAAGACUGAUAUGGUGGCCAGCCUUACAGAGAAAAUGCGCCAUCUAGGUGGCUCUCUCAGUGCGGAACAGUCAAAGACCACCCAGCAAGAAGACCAUAUUCGAGCGUUGGAAUUCAGGUAUGUAUACGAAUUGGAUCGGUGAUAGGAUCACUAACGGAUUUAGCGCUAAAGCACAGCAAAAAUCGCUUGCAAAGUUGCAGAAAGAGUUCGCAGUCAAACUCCAUGAGAUGCAAGAGAAGAAUAAAGCUAUCGAGCUAGCAAACGACACGGUUCUCAGCUUGGAAAUUGAAAACAACGUAUUGGCCGACCGCAUAGCAGCGUUGGAGAGUGAAAAUGAACUGUUGAUUACGCGGUGGAUAGCAAAGGUAUCUGCAGAUGCACAAAAGUUGAACGAGGCCAAUGAGACGUUGGCGAAGUAGAUUGAUCAUACAGCUCCAGAGGAGCUAUCAGUUUCGGAAAUCACAUUCCCCAUACCAAAAUUUACCGAAGAAUGAAAAAAAAAUACCUCACUAACACGUUUUUGUUUCAUCCUAAGUGCAAGUAUAUAACACCUGAGCCUAGAUAUAAGGUUACCAGGGUAGGUAACUGGCAUAAUGGUAUUUACACUUGACUAUCUACACAUUUGUUUUGUGACAUGAACUACACAAAAUAAUUGUGCGUAUAUGUUGUAAUUAAUAUAAAUAACAGUUUCU
This is a messenger RNA of Babjeviella inositovora NRRL Y-12698, 893 nucleotides long. RefSeq lists its product as uncharacterized. The coding region runs from base 321 to 620 and encodes 99 amino acids. Lineage: Eukaryota; Fungi; Ascomycota; Pichiomycetes; Serinales. The record is from RefSeq and is a predicted model, not a curated record. The transcript has 2 exons.